UUAAUGUUGAAAACGUAUGAAACAUUCUUCCAUUGUUGAAACCAUAGGCAAAAUGAUAAUCAAAACUUUCGGACUUAUUUUAUUUUUCUCAUUUUCUCAAUCCAAAAACCUUUUUAUGCCAAACUUGCCUAUGGGAGAAUAUCGUUUGGUUAUUGAUAAAGUAUAUCAGUGUGAAUCAAGAACAAACUAUACAAUUAAAUUUAAUAUCUAUACUAGUAAAAAGACAUCAAGUAUAACCGAAUUGAAAGGAAAUAUAACAUUGUUGAUACCUUACGACGAUAGUCUUACAAUUGAUGUAAACCUUUCGUCUUGGGGUUCAACUGGUGGUUGGAUACCAAAUUAUUAUAUUUUCACAAGAAAAAUGGCAUGUAUAAAUUUGAGAGCUGUUUCUGGAAAUGCAUGGUUUACAUUUCUCAAAGCUUUUAACACUUCAACUGAUAGCUGUCCAAUACCAGUGGGCACAUAUAUUACAUCAGGGUAUGAUUUGAAGAAAUUGGAAGAUAAUAAUUUGCCCAAAGUAUUUUUUUUAUGGAAAAUAUAAAUUUGUGGUUCGCUUUAAAAAUGUGGAAAAUAAAGUAAUUGGUUGCGUGGUUAUUGAAUU
This is a messenger RNA of Acyrthosiphon pisum (pea aphid), 601 nucleotides long. RefSeq lists its product as uncharacterized. Lineage: Eukaryota; Metazoa; Arthropoda; Insecta; Hemiptera; Aphididae. The record is from RefSeq and is a predicted model, not a curated record. The transcript is spliced from 4 exons. Bases 17 to 541 code for a protein of 174 amino acids.